AUGACUCCUUCGAUCUCCCUCGACCACACCACUCCGGCUGUUGUGCCGGAGUCCAACGAGACCCCUGCAGCCUUUGCUCCGGCUAAUGACCUUUUCUCUCUGUCCGGUCGCACUAUCAUGAUCACCGGAGGUGGUCGCGGGUUAGGCAUGUGCUUGACCACAGCCGUGCUGGAGGCGGGUGGUGAUGUUGCUUGUCUUGAUCUCCUACCCGGGCCAAACCAGGAAGAAUGGUACGCCGUGCAAAAGCUAGCUAAGCAGCGCGGCCUGCAGGCAACAUACACUCAGUGCGAUAUCACCAACGAAGAGAACACCAAAAAGGUUCUGGAAGAUAUUGCUGCUGAGGGCCUGCGCCGCAACAAGCCUCUGCGCGGUGCCAUUACGUGUGCUGGCAUCCAGCAGAUGGUCCCUGCCCUUGAGUACCCUAUCGAUGGAUACCGGAAAAUGUUGGAUGUCAAUGUUCUUGGAACAUUCAUUCCCGCCAAGCACUGUGCCCGCAUCUUUGUGGAACAGAAGACCCCAGGGAGCAUUGUGAUGAUCGCCUCUAUGUCUGGUCAGAUUGCCAACCGGGGCCUCACAUGUACGGCAUACAACUCCUCCAAGGCUGCUGUGCACCAAAUGUGUCGAUCCGUCGCCCAAGAAUGGGGUCAGCACAACAUUCGUGUCAACACUCUAUCUGCAGGAUAUAUCCGCACUGCUAUGACUGACGCUUUGCUCGAGGAGAAGCCCGAUUUGGAGGAGACUUGGAUGCGCGGUGCCCUUCUUGGUCGUCUUGGUGCCCCUGAGGACUUCAAGGGCCCCACCCUCUUCAUGCUCACUGAUGCGAGUGCCUGGAUGACCGGUGCUGAUCUUCGAGUCGACGGUGGUCACUGCGCAUCUGCAUAA
Penicillium salamii is the source of this 882-nucleotide messenger RNA. Lineage: Eukaryota; Fungi; Ascomycota; Eurotiomycetes; Eurotiales; Aspergillaceae. The record is from the annotation of a GenBank genome assembly.